AUGGAGAACGACGUAGAUCACAAAACAACCCCUCAACAACCAGAAACAGCGCCAGUGGCACUGAACUCCGAGUUCUCGGAGGAUGACGCUCCUGAGGAGUUCUGCUGCGGCAUCACGAGAGAAGUGAUGGUGGAUCCGGUUCUUCUAGUGCACAGUGGGAUGAGCUAUGAGCGGGUAGCCAUCGAGAAAUGGCUGAAGAUAAGCAAGAAAUGUCCCCUGAGCGGGAAAUUCAGCAGCAUUCCGAGGGUGGUUGAGAACAUCAACUUGCGUAAGGCCAUUCGCAACUUCUUUGAGAUUCGUAGG
Molecule: messenger RNA, 303 nt
Organism: Guillardia theta CCMP2712
Lineage: Eukaryota; Cryptophyceae; Pyrenomonadales; Geminigeraceae
Exons: 1
Biological process (GO): protein ubiquitination
Molecular function (GO): ubiquitin-protein transferase activity
Source: RefSeq, a predicted model, not a curated record